Brassica rapa (field mustard) is the source of this 4287-nucleotide messenger RNA. RefSeq lists its product as uncharacterized. NCBI's taxonomy places the organism in Eukaryota, Viridiplantae, Streptophyta, Magnoliopsida, Brassicales, Brassicaceae. Gene Ontology annotation, molecular function: zinc ion binding; nucleic acid binding. The record is from RefSeq and is a predicted model, not a curated record.
AUGACAAAUAAGCUGUCAUAUUCCCAAACAGGAAAACUGGGAUCACCUGAUUUGAAAGUGGGAUAGCUUCUUCAUCCUAUCUCCUAUGAGAUUUAUUCGACUUCCUGGUGAUUCUCCACUACUUUAUGUAUCAAAAUCAAGCUUCUUAUAUCGCGAUUCAUCCUUGAUGAGGACCUAAAGUCAGUAGCUGGACCACCAACUCAUGAGAUCAACCAUACAAGCUACAUUGGAGCCAGCAGCGACAUAGGUGCACUCAAAGAAGGAUAUCUUUGCAACCAUAAGGAAUUUAACCGUGAAACCAGUUUCUAUAGAUUCUCAACUCAACCAGAGCACGCAGCGAAUUGGUUUCAUACCAAAAAGAGUAAUGGUUUAGGAGAUAUGCCAGUUACAAGUCAGACUAUCUACACUGCAUCCGAAUUGGUUCUAAUUAAGGAAAGUAAUUCUUUGCUUAAGGAGUGUGCAACUCAAACUCACGUGUGGAAACCAGGAGAUUAUUCAUUACAUCUAAGAGCAGUGGGAGAGUUUCUACCAUGCACCAGCAGCCACAUGAUCAAGAUGAAUCCCUUAUUUGUCAACUUACCUUACAUGGAUGCAUUCACACUUGGAGUUAUUAAAGACCAACGGCUCUUUCCCCUUCUGUUCAGGCACGACUUAGAGACUAUCCAGACAUCAAAGGAGAUCCCACGGAUGCAUUUAUUUCUGCCCAAACUCACAAGAUACAAGGAGAGAAGACAACUUCCAUACAUGGACAGAUUCUGCACCAACUAAGUCCAACGGCUAGUUUUUUCACUUAUUAUUUCUUUCCAAGUUAUUCUUUUAGGCAUUUGUGUUCUUUUCUAUUUAAACAGAGCUAAGUCUCAUUUGUAAAUCACCCUUGCACGAAAUUAAUAAAGUAUUAUUCAGUUUACAAAGUUUGUCUUUGUUUUGUUCAAUUAGUCUUUAGGUGGAUUCCUUUAGAUUUCUUGUCCGUUUGCUUGUCUCCUUAGUUUGUGGAUUCAUUCUAGGAUACAAGUGUAGGUCUCUGUCUUUGUGUGGAUUCACAUAGGCGCAGGCUUCUGGUCUUAUCAAAGGGAUAUUUCCGCAACCCUUUGUGGCGACAAUCGACCCAUUCAAGCUUGACAACUCUUGUUGCCUUGUGAUCUAGCCUUUGUUAGCUUAGGCUUGUAUCAUUUUUGGUAUCAGAGCUUCAAAAGCUCCUAUCUAUCAGGUUAUAUCUAUCCUUGUCUCUAUUCAUUUGCAUUUGUUUAUUUGUUUCAUCUCUUUUGCAUUUGUUUCAUUUAUAAAAUCAUAUAAAAAAAAAACCAUAAAAAUUGUUUGCAAUUUCUGUCCAUUUUUGCAUUUGCUUGUUCUUGGUGUUAAAACCAGGGAGGCACGACAAAGAUGACCAUUUACUUUCUUUGAUUCAUAUAAAUUUGAAAAUCCAAAAGAAAUCGUGUUUGCAUUAGUUGUUUCCUUAGUUUCCAUUUCGGUUUAUUCACUUACUAUAAAAAAAAAAGGUCAAUUUUGUUUCUUGCUUCUUUUAAAUUCUAAAAAUUAUAAAACCAGAAUAAAAAGUUAAUUUCAUUGUCUUAGUUUUAUAUAUUUCGUGUUUCCAUUAAAAAAAAAACAAAAAAAAAAGUGAAUUCUUUUUCAUUUGUUUUAAUUUUCCAAAAAAAAUAAAUAAAUAAAUAAAAUAAAAACAAGGAGAUACUAAGUUUCCAUUUUUUUGUUCUUUCUUAUUCUUCUCUCCUUUCUUUUGCUAAGCCACGACUUAAUUCCUUUUUCUUCUGUUUGUGCAAGGCAAACUCUGAGAAAAGAUAGAGAAGACGCCAAUGGAGGAUUACUCAGAAGAAGAGGCUGAAGAAUACAACACGUCUGAGGUAGAUUGGGGAGAAGAAGCUGACCAGGAUUGUUGGGACGAUGGAGAUGACCACACUGAAGGUCAUUGGUGCGCAGACUCUGUUCCAGAGUAUGUCCCAAACGAUGAACAAGAAUACCCAGAGGUGGAACCAGAAUCAAUGGACCAGUAUUCAACUUGCUAUGGUCCCAAAUCCCAACUCAUCUAUGAGGAUAGUUCUGAAGGGAAAUAUUAUUCUCAAGCGUGUCCUAGAAGAGAAAAGACCACCGUGGCUGCACCAUCAAGAUCUUAUCAUGGGAGUCUAUCAAGACAUGCUCACAGCACGCCAUGGAACUACAAUGGAGAUCAGUUUUAUCAGAAUCGCUUGGCUGCACCAUCUAUACAUUUUUCUGGUCAUAAGCAAGGACCAAGUGCAUAUCUAAGGUGGGAGGACGACAUGGAGCAAUGGUUUAUAGCUUGGAGAAUUCCAGAGAAGCUAAAGCUAACUUAUGCGAAGGAUACCUUAACCGGAGAGGCAUACAAUUGGUGGAGUCAGCUAGAUGCUGAUAGGAUCUAUUUCAAUGAUCCGGCUUUUACUUGGAAAGAGGUUAAGAUGCUCAUGUAUAGUGAGUUUGUGAAGAAGGCAAAAUACAUUCAGAAGGUGUCCACAAGGAGAUUAAUAAAGCACCAAGUCUUGCAACCCACAGUUCAGAGAGAAGUUGUUUCCCAAAGACAAAGUUCAAGGCCAGUGCAUCCACCUCAAGUCAAACGAAACCAAGGUGAGCACUCUAACUCUUUAAAACCAUCUGAGGUUAUUUGUUAUAGGUGUCAAGGCAAGGGCCAUCUAGCAAAGGAGUGUCCCACAAAACGAGUUGUGAAGUCAGUAGUAUCUGAAGCAAAAGAAACAAACUUGGAGGUAAGUGAUUCCGAUACUAGAAUUGAUGAUUCCUUUUCUAGAAUGGAUAAACAUAUUGAUGAUCUUAUCAACUUGAUUAAAGCUAGAUCUACUUCUGUUUCUAGUAAUUCCAUGACUGUCUUAACACACUUGUCUAGCGCCCAAAAGGUUGAAAGUAUUUCAGGUACUAACAUAGAAAUCAAGGAACAAGAGCCCAACCUUGCUGCGCAAUCAAGUCCAACACUUGAUAAGGUGAUUUCUGAACUUAAAGUGAAUAAUCUUACUUAUCAAAACACUGGUAUGAUGCACUUGCACUCUGUCCAGAAUGUUGAUGAAGGUCUAGGUAAUGAGGAGACACGUACAGAAGCUAAACAACAAGAGAAUAAUGAGCAAUCUACCCUAGAGACCUCUACACCAGCUGAUCAAGCUUUAGAGGUAGUAAAUACCAAAGCUGAAUCAAUGCAAGAUAACCAGGUAAGUGAAGCUCUAAAUCUUACUCAAUAUUAUAUUUUUGAAUCGUCCACUUCAAGUAUGAAACACUUGCUCUUGCCCAUAAGUGAUGAUUCAGAUAUAGGUACAAUGGAGAAGCAUCCAGAACCAAACUCACAACCUUACACCCAAGCAGUGGUCAAUGGAGAAACCAAUUGUGAAAUAGGAGAUUUCGAAAAGGAGACCACGAUCCUUCCAAGGGAAAUCAUAGACCGACCAUGGAAAGGGGGCAUAGCUUCCCUACUGAUCAAAGAAGAACCACCAGAUGGACAAUGCAUCACAAAACCGUGCAUAUACCAAGGUAAAUUGGUUUUGAGGACAAAACCUUUUGAAGAGGGAGGGAAUGAUGAGGACCUAAAGUCAGUAGCUGGACCACCAACUCAUGAGAUCAACCAUACAAGCUACAUUGGAGCCAGCAGCGACAUAGGUGCACUCAAAGAAGGAUAUCUUUGCAACCAUAAGGAAUUUAACCGUGAAACCAGUUUCUAUAGAUUCUCAACUCAACCAGAGCACGCAGCGAAUUGGUUUCAUACCAAAAAGAGUAAUGGUUUAGGAGAUAUGCCAGUUACAAGUCAGACUAUCUACACUGCAUCCGAAUUGGUUCUAAUUAAGGAAAGUAAUUCUUUGCUUAAGGAGUGUGCAACUCAAACUCACGUGUGGAAACCAGGAGAUUAUUCAUUACAUCUAAGAGCAGUGGGAGAGUUUCUACCAUGCACCAGCAGCCACAUGAUCAAGAUGAAUCCCUUAUUUGUCAACUUACCUUACAUGGAUGCAUUCACACUUGGAGUUAUUAAAGACCAACGGCUCUUUCCCCUUCUGUUCAGGCACGACUUAGAGACUAUCCAGACAUCAAAGGAGAUCCCACGGAUGCAUUUAUUUCUGCCCAAACUCACAAGAUACAAGGAGAGAAGACAACUUCCAUACAUGGACAGAUUCUGCACCAACUAAGUCCAACGGCUAGUUUUUUCACUUAUUAUUUCUUUCCAAGUUAUUCUUUUAGGCAUUUGUGUUCUUUUCUAUUUAAACAGAGCUAAGUCUCAUUUGUAAAUCACCCUUGCACGAAAUUAAUAAAGUAUUAUUCAGUUUA